AUGGCUGAAGCGAAGGAACAGCAGCACCAGCAAGAGCAGCAGGGGCCGCUUCUGAAGCUCUCUGUUCAGCACUACCGCAAGGAAGGCGUGUCGGAGGAGGCCUUCACACGAUGGAUUCAAGAAGACCACAUCCGGCGCGCCGUGCGAAUCCUGCAGAAGCACAACGUGGUGCGGUACGCGCAGUACCUCACGCCAUCGGCGGCGCGCGAAAUGUUCCAGGCCGACCUGGCGCACAAGCCUGGUUGGAAACUGGCCGAUUACGAUGCCAUCAUCUCCUACUGGGUGCGCAGCGCCGACGACAUGCGCGGCCUGCUCGCCGACCCCGAGUGGGCCGAGCAGGUCAACGCCCGCGAGACGGAAUGGGCCGACACUGUCAAUGUCGUCACCAUGGCCGGCUUUGAGACGGUGUAUAUUGAGGAUGGUCAGAUUGUCAACACCACCCCGCUCGAGGCCUGAAUGAGUGGAGACGUGGCGCGGUUGCUGUUGGUUUGCUUGUUACUGCAAGGUGAAUGGACAACGGCAGGCAGUUUUGUGUCAAGUGGAGUGGAGUGAGUGUGGACGGUGGACGGCUCUGUCGAUCAUCGGCGCAUUUGAGAAACCAAC
Messenger RNA from Aplosporella prunicola CBS 121167, 603 nucleotides. RefSeq lists its product as uncharacterized. The transcript has 2 exons. Lineage: Eukaryota; Fungi; Ascomycota; Dothideomycetes; Botryosphaeriales; Aplosporellaceae. Gene Ontology annotation, molecular function: oxidoreductase activity. The record is from RefSeq and is a predicted model, not a curated record. The coding region runs from base 1 to 456 and encodes 151 amino acids.